Prorocentrum cordatum is the source of this 1533-nucleotide messenger RNA. The record is from the annotation of a GenBank genome assembly. NCBI's taxonomy places the organism in Eukaryota, Dinophyceae, Prorocentrales, Prorocentraceae.
AUGGCGCCCGGAGGCCGUGUCGACUGGCUCGCGGCGCCAGCGGAGGUCUGGCCCCGGCUGCUGGAACCGCUGGGCCCCUCGCUCGGCGCCGCGUGCGCGCUGUCGCCCGCGUGGGCGCGCGCAGCGACCAGCGGCGGCUGCGCUGCGUACAGGCCGCUGUGCAGCAUGCGGGCGGCCCCCGCGCCCGGCGACGACUGCGGCCCGAGCCUCCGCCACGCAGAGGUGGCCCGCCUCAGGCGGGGCCAUGAGGCCACCGGCUGGCCCCUCCUCGCGCGCUCCGCCGUGCGCCCCAGUGCGGCGCCCGCGGAGUGGGCGGUGCUGCGGCCGGGCGGCGACGUGCCGAGCUCCAGGCACUCGGUGGCCGUGUGCGGCGCGCCCGAGGGCCACUGCGAGGCCGCGGUGCUGUUCGGCGGCAACGUCUCCCGCACCGUGGCGGGCGCCUGGCGCACGAGCGACGAGCUCUUCGUGGCCGCGCUGCCAGGCGCAGCGGGCACGGGCGUCCAGAUGGAGCGGCUGCCCUGCAGGCCAGGCUCACCGUGGCCAGCGCGCCGCUGGGGUGCCAGCCUGACGUCGCUGCGUGGCAGGCAGCUGCUGCUGGGCGGCUGGAGCGAAGAGGGCGACUGCCAGGCGCCCUGGGCGCUGCACCUGCGCGAGGCAGGGCCAGAGUGGUCCGAGCUGCCGCCCCCUCCGGCCCGGGGCUUGCCCGGGCUGGAGGGGCCCAGUCCGCCGCCGACCGCCUUCCACACCGCAACUGGUCUGGACGGCGGCCGGCGAGUUGCAUUGCUUGGAGGCCUCGGCUCGGGCGGCACGGCGCGCGGGCUCUGGAUCUUCGAGGCCGACUCUGGCAGCUGGUUCCUCGCAGCGGCCGACGGGCCCUCGUGCGCUGGGCACGCCGCUGGGGUCGUCGACCAGCGGCUGGCUAUCUUCGGCGGGGUGGAGAGAGAGCGCGGAGGGCCCUUCGGCGACGCAUUCAGGAGCGGCGUGGCCAUAUUCGACCUGCGCAUGAUGCGCUGGGACGCAGACUCCUCAUCGCGCAGGUCGCCAGGCCCUGCCCCCAGGGCGCGACGGAACCCGGCGCACGCCAUCUUCGGUCGGAGCCUCCUCGUCUCUGGCGGCUUCGACGACACCACCCACAGGUGCCUGACGGACACCUGGUGCUACGACGUCCCCGCGGGCGUUUGGCACCAGCUGCCCGACGGCGCCCCAGCGCUGGAGGGGCACAAGGCGCUGGUCAGCGGCUUCGACGUUUUCACGCUCGGAGGGCACUCGGCCCCGGGCCGCUUCCCUUCCCGCGCCGUGAGCGUGCACGCCCUCUCCCUGGGCCUCGCCGAGUGCGGCGGUCGGCUCGCCGGGGAAAGCGCGGAGGACGCGGAGGACCCCGACGGCGGAGAGAGCAGCUCCGAGGGCGAGGGCAGCAGCGACGAGGAGGGCGGGCGGCGGGUGCUGCUCGCCGCGCUCCAGGCGCAGGCGAUCCGCCUGCUGCGCGAGCGUCAGGCGGCCGCUGCCGCGGAGGGCUCCGACGAGGUGCCGUAG